CUCAAUGUCCACGCACCCGGGCACCGCAGCCGGCGGCAGCGGCGCCGCCACGCCCAUCGCCGCCCCGACACUGCAGGGCCCGACCAAGACGCCGCUGCUGACCUUCGCGCCCGGGCUGCACCUCCUCUCCGUGCCCGCGCUCCUCUCGCUCAUCUCCGCCGGCAGCGGCAGCGGCGACGAGCCGUACCUCGCAUCGCUCGCCCCGCGCUCCAUCCUCCUCAUCUCGCCCGAACGUCCGCCGGCGCGCCUCGCACGCUGGGCCGCCGAGCGCCGCGUGCAUCUCGUGCACUUUGGCCUGGGGCCGUGCCCGCCGCUCGACGGCGAUGCCGAGGGCAGCCACGAGGACCGCGACGGCGGCGACCGCGAGCGCGUCUGCAAGGAGGGCGUCGAGUGGUGUGUGGACCGCACACGGGCGCCGCUGAUCGUGUGCGAUACCUCGGGCGCGAAUGAGGCAGCAUUAGUCAUCGGCUGUCUGCGCCGCCUGCAGCGCCGCAACUUUGCCAGCAUCUGCGCCGAGUACCGCACCAUUGCCGGCAAGCGGGCGCGCGCCGCGAAUGAGCGCUUCAUCGAGAUGUUCGACACGGACCUCGUCUCGCUGCCGCCGCGCGAGCGCCUGGCCGACUGGUUUGCACUGCACCUCGACGACGAUGACCGCGAGCUCGCGGCGCUGUCAGAGGCGCCAGCCGGAUGAGCCCCAGCGCAUCGAAGCACGCAAGCACGACGGCGCGCGCGGCAGAGGUGUCAUUGCACUGGCCGCGGAUCACCCUCGCGCUCAAGGAGCAUUGUUCCGCAGCCAGGCGCGCGAGUCGCUCAGCGCAAUGUGGCCCAGCCCGCUGGCGGCGCUGAUGGCGCGCACCGAGGAGCGCCAGUGCACCUGCGGCGCCUCGGGCAGGGCGAUCUUGAGCUCGAUCGAGAGAGCCGAGAGCAGCGGCGUCAAGUACUCGGAUGCAACGCGCAAGAUUGCCUCGUGGCUCGGCACCUUGCCCGAGCCGGCGCGCACGUUGAGCACAUCGAUGACGAAGGCGCCGCCGACGAGGCCGUGCACGCGCUCGACGGCGCGCUGGCACGCCUCGUGCACCGUCUCGGCGCUCGGCGCAGAGGUUGGACCCGUGUAGGAGCGC
Tilletiopsis washingtonensis is the source of this 1121-nucleotide messenger RNA. RefSeq lists its product as hypothetical. Bases 5 to 691 code for a protein of 228 amino acids. The transcript is spliced from 4 exons. Gene Ontology annotation, molecular function: phosphatase activity. NCBI's taxonomy places the organism in Eukaryota, Fungi, Basidiomycota, Exobasidiomycetes, Entylomatales. The record is from RefSeq and is a predicted model, not a curated record.